AUGUCGAACAACGAGGAAAAGCCUCGUGUUGAGGCUGAGGAUGAUGAUGGACCUGAUGAAUGGGACAAGCGCAUUUUCAGCACGGGAUGCCAUUCUGAGCAAGACAAGAUGAAUGACUGCUAUUUCGCAAAGAAGGAUUGGCGCGCCUGCAAAGAUGAAAUGGAGGCGUUCCGCGAAUGCUGGAAGCGACAGGGCAACGACCAGCGCACCGAAACGAAGGACGCAUAA
This is a messenger RNA of Penicillium angulare, 228 nucleotides long. RefSeq lists its product as uncharacterized. The coding region runs from base 1 to 228 and encodes 75 amino acids. Gene Ontology annotation, biological process: mitochondrial respiratory chain complex IV assembly. Gene Ontology annotation, cellular component: mitochondrial intermembrane space. The transcript is spliced from 4 exons. NCBI's taxonomy places the organism in Eukaryota, Fungi, Ascomycota, Eurotiomycetes, Eurotiales, Aspergillaceae. The record is from RefSeq and is a predicted model, not a curated record.